AUGAAAAUAAAGACAACAUCAAACCCAAGUGUGGAUAAAUAUCUGAUGGACGGUUGCAUGAGGUGCAAAUACGGCGGAACGCCCCAAUGCAAAGUGAAUGAUUGGAAAAAGGAACUGGAAUUACUCCGACAAAUUGUAUUGGAAACAGGAUUGACGGAAGAAAUCAAAUGGGGCGUUCCGGUAUAUACUGCCAAUGGGAAAAAUAUCGUGACGGUAAAUGCUUUGAAAAAAUCUGCCAACAUUGGAUUUUUCAAAGGAGUGCUUUUGGCUGAUACUCAUAAAAUUCUCCAACAGCAGGGGAAUUUGCAAUCAGCCCGACUGGUGAAAUUCACUACCACACAAGAAAUUGAAGAAUCACAAAAAAUAUUAAAGGAUUAUAUUCAAGAAGCAAUAGGAAUCGAGCGAAGCGCUUUCUAUGCCCUGACUCCCGGAAGACAAAGGGGCUAUGUCAUUUAUUUUUCCCAAGCUAAGCAGGCACAAACAAGAAUGAACCGAAUCAAAAAGUAUAAGCAACAAAAUAUUUGA
Penaeus monodon (black tiger shrimp) is the source of this 525-nucleotide messenger RNA. RefSeq lists its product as uncharacterized. The record is from RefSeq and is a predicted model, not a curated record. The coding region runs from base 1 to 525 and encodes 174 amino acids. The transcript has 2 exons. Lineage: Eukaryota; Metazoa; Arthropoda; Malacostraca; Decapoda; Penaeidae.